Messenger RNA from Eimeria acervulina, 1317 nucleotides. RefSeq names its product activator 1 36 kDa, putative. The record is from RefSeq and is a predicted model, not a curated record. Gene Ontology annotation, molecular function: DNA binding; DNA clamp loader activity; ATP binding. Lineage: Eukaryota; Apicomplexa; Conoidasida; Eucoccidiorida; Eimeriidae. Gene Ontology annotation, biological process: DNA-templated DNA replication; DNA repair. Gene Ontology annotation, cellular component: DNA replication factor C complex; nucleus. The transcript is spliced from 13 exons. Bases 1 to 1317 code for a protein of 438 amino acids.
AUGCUUCUGCGCGUACCGUUGUGGCGGCAGCUGAUACUGCUUAUACUGUACGACUUAGCUGUAGCGGUGGUGGAGGACAGCAGCAGCAGCAGCAGCAAGUCGCUGCCAGUGCUAUCAUCACAAACCGGCGCUGCUGCUCCUGUUGCUGCCGCCGGCGCUGCCGACAUAGGCAGCGCACACAGAACAUCCCAGCCCCAAAACAGCGAAGGUCAGCUGCAGCACAUUGAGCUGCUUGAAGCACUACCGCUGCAGAGCUGUGGCUUUCGCCUAGCCAGCCCGCCGCCGAAAAGCGUAUCUGCAGUGGCAGCCGCAGCACCUGCAGCAGCCGCGGCAGCACCGACUUUAACUGAAGUAACCAGAGCAACAGUCCAAGCAGGAGCAGCUGCUACGGGACCGCCCAAAAUGGAUGAAAACAGAAAUCCGCAAGGGCCUGCAGGUGGUGCCCCCGUGGCACCGGUUGAUGACGGGGACCUCCCAUGGGUGGAGCGUUAUCGGCCGAAGACUCUAAGUGAUAUUCUGUCGCAUGAUGACAUCAUUCAGACCAGCAAGUCGUCCCAAACCCUAGACCUCAGGGGCUUUCAACGGUAUGUCGACAAGGGCCAGCUGCCCCAUCUCCUCUUCCAUGGCCCCCCCGGAACUGGCAAGACAUCAACAAUUCUAGCCGUGGCCAGGCAACUCUACGGCUCGCAACAGGCCUCGCAUGUGCUGGAGCUAAAUGCCUCAGAUGACAGAGGGAUUGGUUCGGUGCGAGAGUUGGUGAAGACAUUUGCGGAGACAACUUCUGCAUCUUUUUCGCUGUCGGGCGCUGCUCCCUCUGGUCCCCCCAAACUGAAGCUGAUUAUACUGGACGAAGCCGAUCAGAUGACUUCCGCAGCUCAGAAUGCGCUUAGAAGAAUCAUGGAGACCUACGCGCGGAAUGUGCGGUUUUGUUUGAUAUGCAAUUUUGUCAACAAAAUAACUCCCGCAAUUCAGUCGAGAUGCACGAGGUGUAAGAUUUUGGGCUUUGCUUCAGCUGAGGAGGAAAGCGGAAGAAGCUGCGAAAUUAGAGAAGCGGCCAGCAUGGCUCACCCUGGAGAACCCGUCGACGGCGAGUUGGUGCACCGCGUGCUCGGGUUGCCUCAGCCCAGUGAAGUCAAGUCCAUUAUGCAGACCCUCUUAGAGAAGGACUUGGUUACAUGCUCUUCAGCUCUGCACAGCCAUAUGCAGACCAUGAAACUGCCUGUUCCUGUGGCCUUGACCCUCGUGACCCGCCUCGCCGACAUUGAGGAGAGACUCGCCUUAGGCUCUGGUGACUUCGUGCAGGUACGCCCAUGCUAG